CCGGGCCGGCAGCGACGCGGUUCCUGUCGCCGUGACAUGGGUUCCCCCUCCAUGGCGGUUGCCGCGGGAGGCCUCAGAUAACCGACCGCGUCCCCUCUUCCCCUUCCCUCCCUUCCCCCCCCUUCCCUCCCCGCCUGCCGCCAUGCCCGCCCGGGCCUCGCCACCCCCAGCGCAGCCCUCAGAGGAGACAGUCCCUCAACCCAAGGGUUAAACCUUGGGAUCCCUGCCAGGCGUCAGUAAGUUGGCUUCUGGGUGGCAACAGCUCCUUCCUUCCAGCUUCAGCACAGAAAUUGAAACCCUCAGAAGUUUGAUGCUCCUUUUAAAGCAGAAGUCUGUUGGUAAAUGAAGGGAGCGAGGAGAAGAAGCGUCGUGGACAAGAGCUGUGCUGCCUUGGUCACAGAAGUUUAGUUUUCGUGCACGAUUGAAGAACGUGAUGUGCUUCAUUAGAACUCAUUUCUUCAGCUGUUGAGUCCAUGGUAAAAAAUACAUUAACUUUGAAGUGGAACUAAACAAUGGAACCAGAUAUUAUUCGAAUGUACUCCUCAUCCCCUCCACCACUAGACAAUGGAGCUGAUGAUGAUGAAGAUGAUGAAUUUGGAGAAUUUGGAGGAUUUUCUGGUGUAAGCACUGCUGGUGUAGCUUUUGCUGAUUUUGAUACACCGGACUAUGGUCAUCCAAAGGAAGAGUUUAUACCCACAAAUCAUUUCAUCCCACUUCAUGAUUAUUCGGACAAUGUAGCUAGCAUUGCAACUUUCACAUCUGUUAAAAAUGUUAAAGAUAAAGACUGCAUUGCAGAGCUUCCUACUCAUAGUAAGGAACUUUCUGAUACGUCAGCUACUAGUGCCAGCAAAGAAAAAUCUAAGUUUAGAACUUCAGGUAAUGCAUUAGAAGAUAUAAACAAAAGAGGGGAACAAAGAGACAAUACUGGGGAAUCAGAGGAUUUUUCUUCUCGUGUUGUUAGAACUAGUAUAGCAGUUGAGAGCCAGGAUGAGCAAAUAGAUGCUUGCAAUGGUGAGAAACUUCCAUGUCUAGAGAUUCUAACAAACGGAUUUGCGGCGUCGGACCCUGUAAAUCCUCAGGGAACAGAAGAUCUAGACAGUAUCAGUGACUCAAAGGGACUGAAAACAGUUAGCGUCCAUAGUACUGAGCAAAAUUUGAACUCAAUGCCUAGCUCAGGUGAAGACUUUGCAGAUUUUGCUACAUUCUCAAGCAAAAACCCUAUCUGUUUAGAGGGAACGGGACCUACAAUAUGCCGUGUUCUUAAUGAAAGAGACUCUCUGAGCAUUCAGGAGAACAACAGAAUAAACAGAGUAACUUGUGAUGAAGAAGAGGUUUGCAUUUCAGAAAUUAGUUGUGAACAGGGUCCCUCAGCACUGGAAGAUAAUGAAUUUGCAAUUUCUAGUACGUCUCAAACAACUGGAAGCUCAAUGUGCACUACUGAAAAUGGAGAACGCAGUGGGAGGAGAAAACAACAUGGCAUAGAGAAUGGCAAAGAUUUUACUAGGCCUGAUGACUCUUUGGGAACAGAGGACAUCAAGGUUGAUAAGAUCGGAAGCCUAAGCUGUGAUCUUGCAGGAGAAAAAUUUGGUGAUUCUGAAGAUCUUAAGAAUGGUGCAAGCAGCACUGAAGCUGUAGCUUGCGGUGACACGCAUGAUGAUUUUGGUGAUUUUGGUUCAGUCAGCAGUGUAUCUCCCACCUUCAUUAAUGCUCAAGAAUCCCUAAAUGCUCUGGAUUCAGAAGGAGUUUCCGAACAGCCUGCACAUAUUGAAAAACCUAAUGAUGAGUUUGGUGAAUUCAGGGACACAAGUACUGUUUCUCAGCAGCCAGCGAGGUUGGAUCAAGCUGAACUAAGUCAGACUGCUGACACUUUAGAAUGUGAUACUACCAGUAAAACUUCAGGCUUAGACUUCCAGCGUACUACUGAGGUAGAAAAAGGUGAUGAUAGUGAAUUUGGGGACUUUGAUUCAGUGCCAAAACCUCAAGAUGAGAGUGUUGCUUUUCAGGACUCUGAUGACUUUGCGGACUUCAGUUCAGCAGGUUGCAACCAGGCUACGGACUGGAAUGCUUUUGAAGAUGAACAAAAAGACAGCUGUUCUUGGGCUGCCUUUGGAGAUGACCAAGCUGGUGAAUCUCAUCACAGAAAAGAGACAUGGCAGUCACAUAGGACAGAGGCAUCCGAUGGUCCAGUAUUACACAAGACGGACAGUUUUGCUUUAGCAUCUUUCCAAGGAACUACCAGUAAGCAAUCUCAAGAGCCAGCACCUUCAGUUCAGACCACAUUGCUAAGUCGUCUGGAACGAAUAUUUGAAGUGUGUUUCCCUUCCAUGCCUGUGCUUGAAAUUGAAGAAGAAAUAAGUUCAUUGAAUCAUUUGUUGGAAGCGGGUGAAAAGCAGGUGACAACUGAGGAGAUCUUAGCAAAUGCUGGGGAAGUGAUGGACGUGUGGACAGAGCUGCAGGAUAUCCACGAUGCGUAUGGACUGAGAUACCAGUGGGGUGGCUCCCACAGCAACAAAAAGCUUUUGUGCUCCUUGGGAAUCGACACAAGAAAUAUUCUCUUUACAGGCAACAAGAAACAGCCUGUUAUAGUACCCAUGUAUGCAGCAGGACUGGGUAUGUUAGAGCCUACCAAGGAACCUUUGAAACCAAUCUCUGCAGCAGAAAAAAUAGCUUCAAUAGGACAGACACCUCCUGUAUCACCAGAGAUGAACACAUGUACAUCUGAUCAGUUCCAGGAAUCUCUACCACCUGUCCAGUUUGACUGGAGUAGCAGUGGCCUUACUAACCCUUUAGAUGCUAGUGGAGGUUCCACUCUUCUGAACCUUGAUUUCUUUGGGCCCGUGGAUGACAGUAGCUCUAGCAGCACCACCACAAUCCCAGGUGUGGAUCCCGAGUUGUAUGAAUUGACAACCUCAAAACUGGAAACUUCCAAUGCAAGCAACAGAGUGACUGAUGCGUUUGCAAGGCUCAUGUCCACUGUGGAGAAGGCAAGCACGUCCACAAGGAAGCCUAAAAAGGAAGAACAUCUUAGUGAAGAGGCUGCCAAGGUGAUUUCUAGCCUUCCUGACUUAACUUUCAUGCAUGCCAAGGUGUUGAUGUUCCCAGCCACAUUAACACCUUCAACAAGCUGCCAAGAAAAGGUAGACUAAAGUGAUGUGAAUUGGACGUUUUCUAUUGAUUAUUUUUUUUCCCCCCUCUGUGGGUCGUAAAAAGCAAUCUUGCUUUAAUUAAAAAAAAAUCAAGUUCAGAUGAUUUGUUGGUAAGCAGCACUAGAAAGGUAUACAUAAUAAUGUAUAUUUAUUUACAUACUGGAGUCCUAAAUUUAUAUUAGAGAAAAAUGUAAAUAAUUGGGGGUAAAUCUUUUUGAAGAUCUAUUCUUUUUGUUGUGCUGGGGUGUAUACAUUUAUGUCUUUGUGAAAUACACUGGUGGUGUCCUUCUUACAAAACUUUUAAAAAGUUUAAAAAAAAUAAAUAAAUAAAAAAUCCUAGAAACACAUAAUGAAAAUGUCAAUCUUCACGAUCUGUGAAGUCCCCCUCAAAAGUUUUCAGAUUGCAUUGAGCAUCUUUUUCUUUCCUGCAUAUAUUAAAAUAAGUAUUGCUGGGAAAAAAAAAAACCCAAAAGGUUAAAUGGUCCCUUUGCGGGUUUUCAGUUAUUGUUGUUUCUUUAAAACCCAGUAAUUUCAUUUCUGGUUUAACAAGCUUAAGAUGUGUUUUUCCUUUUCUUCUUCCCCCUUUCCUCUCCCCCCCCGCCCCGGUUGAUUGGUUGGCUGAUCAGUUUUUAUGUUCUUAAACUUCAAUAGUAUGGCUGUGUCACUAUAUAGCCUUUUGAAAGGUAUGCUGUCAGUAACUUCUUGUUCCGGUUACGGAUCUCUUGUCUAAACACUUGAUUUUUGGGGGGUCAUUAGAAGUUUGUCUGCUUCUAAUCAGUUUGAUUUUUUGGAAAAGAAGGACCAAAACUAUAUGAAUGUCUUACAAUGAAAUUUACCUGUUUAAAAAUUUUUAUGUUCUGUUGUACCACUAUUCCUGUUUGAUUUUGCACAGUGUAAAAUGACAUAAUCAUAGAUUGCUAUGGUUUUAGGCUGUAUAUACAGUAAAAAACUAUGGGUUGUAAAUGUCUGGGGAAAUUCCUAUGGAAAAAAGAGAGCUAUGUAGAAGAACCUCUAAAAAGGUCAAUGUGCAUGCCCAAGGUCUUUUGAGAUUUAAGUGUGUAAAUUUCCUUUUAGCUUACACAAAAUAAAAUAAUUUAAAAGAUA
This is a messenger RNA of Calidris pugnax (ruff), 4250 nucleotides long. It is a transcript of the gene AFTPH, whose product is annotated as aftiphilin. The transcript has 11 exons. Gene Ontology annotation, biological process: intracellular transport. Gene Ontology annotation, molecular function: clathrin binding. Bases 513 to 3146 code for a protein of 877 amino acids. The record is from RefSeq and is a predicted model, not a curated record. Lineage: Eukaryota; Metazoa; Chordata; Aves; Charadriiformes; Scolopacidae. Gene Ontology annotation, cellular component: trans-Golgi network membrane; AP-1 adaptor complex.